Messenger RNA from Vigna angularis (adzuki bean), 1571 nucleotides. RefSeq names its product protein JINGUBANG. The transcript has a single exon. Gene Ontology annotation, molecular function: protein binding. Bases 192 to 1493 code for a protein of 433 amino acids. The record is from RefSeq and is a predicted model, not a curated record. Lineage: Eukaryota; Viridiplantae; Streptophyta; Magnoliopsida; Fabales; Fabaceae.
CGUACAGUAAAUGCUUCCUCGGUCCCAAACUCUCCCACUGCAACAUGCAAUAAAAAAACACAGAGAUACCUUCCUUCGUCUCCUAACAACCUCGAACCCAUCGAAAUCACUCUCUUCUUCUUCAAUCCAUUCCACCCUCUUCAGCCAAACUUUUUUCCUUUUCCAAUUCAUUUCUACUUUAUCUUCUAACCAUGAGAAUCCAGUCAUGGCUGCAGACAUGUUCUUGCUCUUCCAACAGUUCCACUGCCACCCACAACUCCACAAUCUCCCUCCUUAAACAAAACCAACAUGCAUACGACACCUCAACAACCUCCUCUUUCGUUUCCGAAACACCCUCUUCCGCCAUAUCUACCACCACCACUUCCUCUCUCGAAACCAACCUCUCCAUACAAACCCUCCCAUCCAUUCCCUCUCUCCAAAACCAAACCCCGAUCAUCUUCUCCGUCUCCCACCACUGCAUCAACUCUCUCACCCCACACCCCUCUCGCCCUGUCACUUCCCUCGCGGUCACCAACAACCUCCUCUACGCCGCAACGGACCACGAAAUCAACGUCUACGACCGCCACACCUGCACCAUCCUCCAUACGUUCAACAUCCAACCCACUUCCAACUCCACCAAAGCCAUCACCUUCACCGACAACCUCGUCCUCACCACCCACCAGGACUCCAAGAUCCGAGUCUGGCGAAACCACAAGACCCACCACCGCGUGUUCACCACUCUCCCCACGGUCAAAGACCGUCUCCACCGUUUCCUCCUCCCGAAAAACUAUAUAACUAUCCGUCGCCAUAACAAACAGCUCUGGAUCGAACAUGCAGACGCCGUCACGGGGCUGGCGGUUACAAACAGCGCCAUCUAUUCCGUUUCGUGGGACAGGACUCUGAAGAUAUGGCGACUCUCGGAUUUCCGCUGCUUGGAGUCCGUGAAUGCGCAUGAGGAUGCAGUCAACGCGGUUGCAGUGUCCUUUGAUGGUAUUGUGUACACUGGAUCCGCCGAUAAAAGAAUACGCGUGUGGGCUAGACCCGCGGGGGAGAAGCAGCACGUGCUGGUGGCGACUUUGGAAAAACACAAAUCUGCUGUGAACGCUUUGGCCCUAAACGACGACGCUUCGGUGCUGUUCUCAGGUGCCUGUGACCGUUCCAUAUUGGUGUGGGAGAGGGAGGACAGUGCGAACCAUAUGGUGGUGAGUGGGGCUCUCAGAGGGCACCAGAAGGCAAUACUGUGCUUGGUCAGUGUCUCCGAUUUGCUCCUCAGUGGGUCGGCUGAUCGGACGGUCAGGAUUUGGAAGCGCGCUACUGAUGGACGGUUUGGAUGUCUUGCUGUCCUUGAUGGCCACCGGAAACCGGUUAAAUCCUUGGCCGCUAUUUUGGAGAAUGAUGAAGCUUCACCUAAUAACACGGUCUCGAUUUUCAGUGGCACUCUUGAUGGAGAGAUUAAGGUUUGGCAGGUUGCUAUCAGCAGCCAAUCGGCGCAUUAUCCAGAAAUGGAUUCAUAGAAAAUGGAUACCUGGUGAUAACAUUUAUUUUCAUUUUCUUAUAAAAACACAUUCAUUUUUAGUUAUAUUAUAUUAUCA